Eruca vesicaria subsp. sativa (arugula) is the source of this 2544-nucleotide messenger RNA. NCBI's taxonomy places the organism in Eukaryota, Viridiplantae, Streptophyta, Magnoliopsida, Brassicales, Brassicaceae. The record is from the annotation of a GenBank genome assembly.
AUUGAUUGGUAUCCUUCAACUGCUGUCAGAACCUUGUUUUGUUUCGUGUAGUAGACAGUUCUUUAAGUCAACUUGAUUGGUGGCGUUUCUCUCCAUCUGGGAUUAUUAGUUCACCGGAACCCGGUUUAGGUGUUGAAUUUGUUUAAACCGGUUUGAUUUCUCCCGCACUAAAUAAAUCAAUCAACAGUGGUGGUGGUGGCCUUUGUCAGAUUCUUUUGCUGAAGAGCAGGAAUGAUGGUGGAGGUAUCACUAUCAACAGGAGGAAGAAAUCAUUUGGCUUUUGUGUUGCUCCUGGUUCUUGUCGUUGAUGCUCCUGUCUUCGCUGAGGAGAUGAUGUCUCGGAGCUUUUAUAUAAAAGAUGACAUGUUCUGGAAAGAUGAGAGUCCUUUCCAGAUCAUUGGUGGUGAUUUUCACUACUUCCGAGUUCUUCCUCAGUACUGGGAAGAUAGGCUUCUAAGAGCAAAGGCUUUAGGUUUGAAUACUAUACAAACAUAUGUUCCUUGGAAUCUGCACGAACCAAAGCCUGGGAAGAUGGUCUUUGAUGGUAUUGCUGAUGUUGUCUCCUUUAUCAAGCUGUGUCAGAAACUAGAUUUGCUUGUUAUGCUGCGUGCUGGACCUUAUAUCUGUGGAGAAUGGGAUUUGGGCGGUUUUCCUGCUUGGUUACUUGCUGUGAAACCACCUCUUAAACUAAGGACAGCGGAUCCUGCAUACCUUAAGCUGGUUGAAAGAUGGUGGAAUGUUCUAUUGCCAAAGGUAUUUCCUCUGCUUUACAGCAACGGGGGUCCUGUGAUAAUGCUUCAGAUUGAAAAUGAAUAUGGAUCAUAUGGAAAUGACAAAGCUUAUCUUCGUAAUCUAGUGAAUAUGGCUACAGGACAUCUGAGGAAUGACAUUAUUCUGUAUACAACAGAUGGAGGCACAAGAGAAACACUUGAGAAAGGAACUGUCCCCUUAUAUGGUGUCUACUCAGCUGUUGACUUCUCUACGGGUGAUGACCCUUGGCCGAUUUUUGAAUUGCAAAAGAAGUUUAAUGCACCAGGAAGAUCACCUCCACUUUCUUCGGAGUUCUAUACUGGCUGGCUUACGCAUUGGGGUGAGAAAAUUGCAAAAACAGAUGCUGAAUUUACGGCAGCUUCCCUUGAAAAGAUAUUGUCCCGAAAUGGUUCUGCUGUGCUAUAUAUGGUGCAUGGAGGAACAAACUUUGGUUUCUACAAUGGAGCGAAUACUGGCUCUGAUGAACUCGACUACAAACCAGAUCUGACUUCCUAUGAUUAUGAUGCUCCCAUCAAGGAGUCUGGUGACAUAGAUAAUCCAAAAUUCCAAGCUCUCCAGAGAGUGAUUAAGAAGUACACUGCUGCACCACGCUCCAUUAUCCCUUCCAAUAAGAAACGGAAAGCGUAUGGACCAAUCAAGAUGCAGAGGACAAUGUCUCUGUUUGAUUUGAUGAGUAUGACAGAUCCUCUAGAUGUGAUCACUUCCCCCAACCCAAUUUCAAUGGAGUCUGCUGGACAGAUGUUCGGGUUUCUUUUAUAUGAAUCUUCCUAUAUUGCCAAAAAGAGUGGGAAUAUACUAAGAAUACCCAAGGUUCAUGACAGAGCUCAAGUGUUUGUUUCAUGCCUUUCUCAAGAUGUGGAUGUGGGAGUACUGAGAUACAUUGGUACAACUGAGAGAUGGAACAACCAACCUGUUUUUAUUCCAACUACUGAGUGUACCUCUAACACUAGCGUAUUUAUUCUGGUUGAAAACAUGGGACGUGUAAAUUACGGGACAUAUAUCUUUGAUGAGAAGGGUAUUCUGUCUCCGGUUUACCUAGAUGGUGAAAUUCUCCGUGGAUGGAAGAUGAUACCAAUUCCUUUCCACAAUUUGAAUCAAAUGCCACAUUUCAGUUUCGAGAUGCAACAUACCAACAAGAGAAGUGAGAAGUUUGAGCUAACUAAUGAAGUGGGUCAAAAGGAACCAGCUCUGUUUGCUGGUGAGUUCACUAUCAACAGUGUAGAAGAAAUCAAAGACACUUAUCUAUCAUUCAAUGGUUGGGGUAAAGGAGUUGCAUUUGUCAAUAAAUUCAACAUCGGAAGAUAUUGGCCGUCUGUUGGACCACAAUGCAACCUCUACGUUCCUGCACCACUACUUAAGCCUGGCAGAAAUUCUGUGGUGAUCUUCGAGUUGGAAUCUCCACAUGUCGACCUUUUGCUGGAGUCAGUGGAUAGGGAAAACUUCACAUGCGGUUCAAAUGAAUACAAAGUCAAUCAGUUGUAGGAGUUCAGUUGUGCAGUGGCCAGCAUAAACUCCUGAUAACAGUCCUGAACUCCUGAUACUCUCCAAUCCGCAUAAACCAACGUUUUCAAACCCGGGCCUGAUCAGGUUAAACCGCGAACCUGAGACCAAUUCGUGUUGGAUUAAUAGAAAAUCCCAGUUAAAGUAGAAUUGGUUAAAACCCUGAAAACCGGCAACACAAUGAACCGGUCAAAUUUAUAUGUUCGUAUUUAAACCAAAAUAUUUGUUAAUAAAAUAAUUAACUUUUCUUCUUUUAAAGUAAAAUAGAGUUGG